CUCUUAUUUAUCUUUUCACAAGAAACAUUUCUAUCAAUUUUUUCUUAACUUUGGAUUAAGAAUCAGUAAUUUAUUUGCUGCAAGGAACAUAGCCACAAAUAUAGAGACAAGAUCAGUGUGUGGUCCAAAAAUGUACGAAGAAAGUGGUUGCUUUGAUCCCAAUGCAAUGAUGGCACAGGGCACAGAAGAAUGCUUCCCCCAAAUGGUUUCGGUGUCAGAGGCAGCACUUGAGGCAGUUAUGACUGCCACUGCAACACAAUCUCAAAGCAUGUUUGCGGUGGAAAACUUACCCUUACCCUACUCAUACUCCAGUGGAGAAGAUGCUGCAAUGGAGAUCAAUGCACAAAAACCAUACAAUCAUAUCCAUAACUUGAAGACCCAGUUAGUGGAAUUGGCGAAUCAUGGUGAUGAUGGUUCAAGUCAUGAGCUUUAUUCCUUUCCCCUCCAACACCAGAAUCAUCAAUUUCCUUAUCCCACACCAACACCAGAUCUCCUUAACCUUCUCCACUUGCCAAGAAACUCCCUUGAAAACCCAACCAAUAGCACAAACAUUUCCUCUCUUUCCUAUGACCCUUUCUUGCAUCUCAACCUGCAACCACCUCCCCAAGCUGCACUCAGAGAGUUGCUUCCACACAUGCCAGCUCCAAGAAAUGAUUUUGCAUUUGAAGGAAGUGGAGUUGGCUUUCAUCAAGAUUUUGGAAAUGAGUUCACUCAAGAUGUGAGCUAUGUAGGGAAAAAGAGAGGGGGCAAAAGGACCAAGCUGUUUACCAGUACCACUGAGAGACAAAGGAGAGUGGAUUUGAGUAGUAAAUUUGAUGCUUUGAAGGAACUCAUCCCAAACCCCUCCAAGAGUGAUAGAGCAUCGGUGGUGGGAGAUGCUAUUGACUAUAUUAGAGAACUUUUGAGGACAGUGAACGAACUGAAAUUAUUGGCGGAGAAGAAAAGGCACGAGAAACAAAGGGUGAUGAUGAUGAUGAGGCACAGGGUUGAAACUGAAGGUGAGUCCAAGCUUGAAGCAGUUGGUGACCCAGAUGAUGGUUCCUACAGUGAAAGCUUGAGAAGUUCAUGGAUACAAAGGAAAUCCAAAGACACCGAGGUUGAUGUGCGCAUUGUUGACAACGAGGUAACAAUUAAGCUUGUUCAGAGGAAGAAGGUCGAUUGCUUGGUGCAUGUCUCACACGCUCUGGAUGAACUUAACUUGGAUCUCCAACAUGUUGCUGGUGGCCACAUUGGCGAUUUCUGCAGCUAUCUCUUCAAUACCAAGAUAUGUGAAGGUUCCUCAGUUUAUGCGAGUGCCAUAGCCAACAAGGUCAUUGAGGUCAUGGACGCAAGUUUUGCAGCAGCUUGAAUAUGUUAUCACUUUGGAUCGCUUCAGCACCAGAUUGUGCUGUGGUUCUUAUCAUGAAACUACUCGUUUGAUAUUUUUAUUCUUGUUUAGUUGUUAUUUUUCCUCUUUAUUUAUUAUCUAUUCCUUAAAGUUGACAUAGGUUCAAUCGGUAUUUGGUAGACAUAUAUAUAAACAGAAACAAGAACUAUAUAAACUCAAAUGAUGUUCUUCUUUG
Messenger RNA from Cajanus cajan (pigeon pea), 1562 nucleotides. RefSeq names its product transcription factor bHLH89. The record is from RefSeq and is a predicted model, not a curated record. Gene Ontology annotation, molecular function: protein dimerization activity. NCBI's taxonomy places the organism in Eukaryota, Viridiplantae, Streptophyta, Magnoliopsida, Fabales, Fabaceae. Gene Ontology annotation, biological process: regulation of DNA-templated transcription; anther wall tapetum development.